AUGUCUGAUUCAUCGUAUUUGACAGCCGAAGAAGAUGAGAUAAUCGUUGAACCUGAGCAGCGGCUGCCCCGGCUAAGUACGUUGGUCUGUCCAGAAGAUGAGAUUGUCGUCAUGCCGCCCAUCGAGCAGUCUUUGCCACUUCAGCCAGAACCAAAGCUACCCAUAGUGAUAACCACGCCUGCUUCUACCUACCAGUCUGAUUCUAUGAAAACUGAGGUGAGACAGAACAAUUCAUCAGACAAUGAGCUUCUCGACAAACAGGACCACCGAGAACACCCAUCACCAACGAUGUCUACUCAACACCCAAAACAAGCCGAAACAGCAGCAUCACAAAUAGAAGGAGAAAAAAACCAAAAAACGCUACUAGCCGAGGCAAAACGAGCCUUAGCUUAUCCCAAAGGACGGCCCAAAGAAUCUGCUGCAACCAAAGACGGCACCCAGGUAGAUGCAGCCAAUGCUACCCCCGUAAUCAAUGGUACCCCAGUUGUACAUGGUACCCCUGCUUCCUCUUUGGCUAUUGUGGAGGACAACAUCAAACAAAAAAAUGUCAAUUUCAAUGGAACCAAUCAGGCAAAAAACGCUCCUGCUGAUGCCACUCCAAAAGCUGCCAGGGCUACCGAUGCCCUGGCACCGACAGCCAAUGCUACCCCUGUUGUACAUGGUACACCCGCUACCGCUGCUGCCAUUGCUGAGGAUGCCAUCCAAAAGAGAAAGGCUGAUUCUAAUGGAAGAAAUGCAGCAAAAAAUGUUGCUCCCGCUGCAAAUUCUGCAGCUACUGCCGCUACUGAUGCCCCACUGCGGAUGCUACUCCUGUAG
Messenger RNA from Seminavis robusta, 816 nucleotides. NCBI's taxonomy places the organism in Eukaryota, Bacillariophyta, Bacillariophyceae, Naviculales, Naviculaceae. The record is from the annotation of a GenBank genome assembly.